AUGCCUGACAAGAAGGCGAAGUUGCCAGUAUCGGCUUCGAGCCCUAUGGUGACAUUCUACUUUGACAACGGUGUCACCAUGACCCUUCGUGGGAGUGGAACGGAGCCGAAACUGAAGUGGUAUGCUGAACUUAUUACAGACACGCCGUCGAGGGCAGGUGAACUGCCGUUAUUUGUUGACCGCGUCGUGGAGGCGCUCGUGCGGCCGUCUCACUACAAUUUCAUUAAGCGCUCAAACGUGUGA
Molecule: messenger RNA, 243 nt
Organism: Trypanosoma grayi
Lineage: Eukaryota; Euglenozoa; Kinetoplastea; Trypanosomatida; Trypanosomatidae
Product: phosphomannomutase-like protein
Exons: 1
Coding region: 1-243 (80 amino acids)
Biological process (GO): purine ribonucleoside salvage
Molecular function (GO): phosphopentomutase activity
Source: RefSeq, a predicted model, not a curated record